AUGCCGUAUUUGUUGACGGCUCGCGUCAACUGGGCGUCCUCAGAAAACCUCCACUGCAAAGCCAUAGCAGAAUUCAGAGGAGACGAGAGGUUCUUCAGAGGAAGAGACGCUUCCUCCGGUUCUUCACCGCAUCCUCGCCACUGCCAGGGGAAGAGCUUCAUUCUAAACCAGGACUUCUAUCUGGAUUUAUCCGAGGAUAGUGGAAGGAUAACGCCCUGUGACUAUCUGGAGCUUUCUUUGAAGCCAGAUGAUGACAGAAAAAGGGAUGUAGUUGCGAAAAAUGAGAUACGGGCCUCCAUUCUAGCCCUAUUUCCAGAUAGAGAAUGCUUCACCCUUGUACGGCCUUUGAACAACGAACAUGAUCUACAGAGACUUGACGAAAUUCAGUUGGACAAAUUAAGGCCUGAAUUCAGAUCCGGGCUAGACACAUUGACAAGGUCUGUUUUUGAAAGAACAAGGCCGAAGCAAGUUGGGGCAACUAUGAUGACGGGUCCGGUUCUAGUUGGCAUCACACAUUCUUAUCUUGAUGCUCUAAAUAAAGGCGCGGUGCCUACCAUAUUGUCUUCAUGGCAGCCUUCAUCUGCUACUCCUCCUCUCCGCCUUCACCAAUUGAAUGCUUUGAGGGAAGAAUUCGCUAGUAGUUUGGCUGAGAAGAUUAAAGCUGCAAAUGCAAAGGCCCAUUUAUUUGAGAGAGAGAAAAAGAUACUGGAGCAGGAGAAGAUCUUUCUGGGGCCGACAUGUGAAUCUGAAAUAAAAAGACUUGACGAAGUCCAAGAAACGUGUAAAAUGGCUGAAAAAGAAGCCACAAGAGCGACUGAUAUUGCCGAUAAAGCACGAGCUCAAGCAGAUGUUGCUCAAAAGGAAAAGAGUGAGAUGCAGAAGUUGGCAAUGGAAAGAUUGGCCCAAAUUGAGAGGGCUGAGAGGCAUAUUGAAAGUUUGCAAAGGGAAAAAAGAGCCUUGGAUGAUGAGUUAGAGAGAAUUCGUGUAUCAGAGACGGGAGCUCAUCUGGAGGCAAGAGUUGAAGAAAGAGAGACGGAAAUAGAAUCAUUAUUAAAAUCAAAUAAUGAGCCAAGAACUAGUACUGUUCACAUCCUUCAAGGCCUUCUGGACAGUGAGCGUGCAGCACACGCAGAUGCAAACAAUAGGGCAGACUCCCUGUCUCUUCAGCUACAAGCUGCACAGGCAAAACUUGAUUCACUCCAGCAAGAGUUGACUUCUGUUCAGCUGAAUGAAACAGCACUGGAUAGCAAGCUAAAGACUGCUUCCCACGGGAAAUGCUCAAGGGUAGAUGACUGUGAAAUGGGCAUGGACUCUGUUCAAGACAUGGAGAUGAGUGACCGGACUGUAAGAGUAAAUAAGAGGUCUAGAAGUAAUACUAGCCCUCUAAAGCACAAACAAGCAGAAGAUGGUGGUUCAGUAUUCAAGGGAGAUGAGGAUACCCGCAGUCAGCAAACUAACUCGGAAGACUGUAGAAAGUUCAGUGUCACAAAAAUUAAGCAAGAACUCACAAAAUAUAAUUUUGGUGCCCGAGUGCUGGAUAUGAGAACUGGUGCUAGCAAAAGAGAACGGCUUGAACUGUACGAGAGUUGCAUGCUUCAGAAGUCGUGAACAGUUGAAGCUCUUGUGCAGUAGGAGGGUAAUGCGUAAUCUACACAGGUAGUUGUUGCCGUGGAUUAGUCCAGGACCUGGCAAGAGCUUCAAGUUCUCGAUGGUUUGGUUUUAUGAUAGAUCUCACCAGAAUUGGUGCAAAAACUAUCUGUUAUUCUAUUGUAACUACAAAAUGGUUGGAAUACUAGUGCUUUAGGCUACUGACA
This is a messenger RNA of Prunus mume (Japanese apricot), 1814 nucleotides long. The record is from RefSeq and is a predicted model, not a curated record. Lineage: Eukaryota; Viridiplantae; Streptophyta; Magnoliopsida; Rosales; Rosaceae.